This is a messenger RNA of Rubroshorea leprosula, 1018 nucleotides long. NCBI's taxonomy places the organism in Eukaryota, Viridiplantae, Streptophyta, Magnoliopsida, Malvales, Dipterocarpaceae. The record is from the annotation of a GenBank genome assembly.
AGUAGGAGGAGGAGGAGGAGGAGGAGGAGGUUGGGGCAUGUGGUUUGCUCGGGUCUAGGUCUGCUCUUCUGCGCAACCAUCUUCUGCCUGCCAGUCUCCUUCUCCCUCUCCCUCUCCCCUCUCCCCUCUCCCCUCUCCCCCGAGAGGAAGCGAAGCUCCGUCGCAUCUCCAAAUGGCAUUGCAGUUUCAAUCCACCAGCUUCAGCUUCAGCUUCUUCCUCCCGCAAAGGGGGCCUUCCUCAUCCCACAAAUCCAACCACCUCCUCUUCCUUCCUGCUGUUUACGAAGGCCGCCGGCGAUCGAUCGGCGUCGUCUACUCCACUAAUAGCAAAAGCAAUGGCAGCAGCGAUGCCAAGAAGGGAGUGCCCAAUUCUAACUACGUGGUGCCUCUCGACUCGCCUUCCAGCUCAUCCUACAUCACUCGGCCUUUGGUUGAGAUCCUCCGCGACCUGAACAAGCGGAUCCCUGAUAACAUCAUCACCACUCCUCCUCGAUCCUCGUCUUCCAAUUUCAUUCCCUGGUAUCAUGCCAAUCGAAUGUUGAGCUUCUAUGCUCCUGGAUGGUGUGGAGAAGUGCGUGAUGUUAUUUUCUCUGAUAAUGGAAGCGUAACUGUUGUGUACCGUCUCACCAUAAGAGGGUCUGAUGGAGAGGCACACCGUGAGGCAACUGGAACAGUAUCAUCCAGUGAUGGUCGCAUUGUGGAUCCUGUUGCUGCAGCAGAAGAAAUAGCUUUCUGCAAGGCUUGUGCAAGGUUUGGUCUUGGCCUGUAUUUGUAUCAUGAAGAAUAAAUUUCAGAGAGAACUGGAAGGUUGACCUUCCAAAUAUAUCUAGCAUUUUGUCUAUGUUGUUAAGAAUUUGAACAGUACCCAAAGCUCUGCCGUCUGUUGUUGUAAAUAACCAGUAUUAUCAGAUUUUCUAUUUGGUAUGUGGAAGAAAUAUGUUUCAAUGGUUUAUAGACCCAAGUUUCUUUUUGAUAAUUAUAGAACUGAGUUUCUUAAACACAGUUUGAUUAACUUUUA